This is a messenger RNA of Papaver somniferum (opium poppy), 1188 nucleotides long. RefSeq names its product F-box/kelch-repeat protein At3g23880-like. The record is from RefSeq and is a predicted model, not a curated record. Bases 1 to 1188 code for a protein of 395 amino acids. Lineage: Eukaryota; Viridiplantae; Streptophyta; Magnoliopsida; Ranunculales; Papaveraceae. The transcript has a single exon. Gene Ontology annotation, molecular function: protein binding.
AUGAGACUACCAGUGAAAUCCAUUUUGAGAUUUAAGUGCGUGUGCAAAUCAUGGCGUCGCCUAUUGGAUGACAUAAACUUCUGCAAGAGGCACUGUGAUGCACAGAAGAAGAGUAAUAAUCCGAUUAAGAUUCUUGCUUGUAAGGGAAACGUUCUGUAUUCCAUAGAUGCUUAUAAGUAUAACUCAAUACUAUCUGGGGCUGUUGAGAUUGUCGAUUACCCUUUCUACAAUAAAAAGAAGUAUAAUAAGAAGUAUGAGGCUGCCCUCGGUAUUCUGGGUUCUUGUAGUGGCUUAGUUUGCAUACGUCCACAGCCAAACCUAAUUUGCUUUUGGAAUCCGUCUACUAAACAACACAAGAUUGUACACAAGCUACAACUGGUUCAUGAAAAUCAACAACCCCAAACACCACUCUCCUGGUGUAUAUAUGGAUUCGGUUAUGACCCCAAGACUCAGGAUUACAAGUUGGUCAUGUUUGAAAGCUUUAUUGAUAGAACUCGUGGCACUCAAAUCAAGGUCUAUUCAUUAGCAUCAAAUUCAUGGGGUACUGCUCUGCAUAACAUUCCUUAUAGAAUCCCUUGCCGAUCACAGCCAACACCAUUGUACUUCAACGGAGCUCUUCAUUGGUUAACAGACGAGUCCAAAGUUUUAAUUUCUUUUGAUCUUGGAGACGAGACAAUCCGUGAAGUUCGGGGGCCAAUUGGGAAUAACUUUAUCAAUGACAACAGCUAUCGCAAAUAUGUAGACGUGUUGGGAGGGUGUCUUUGCAUCACAUGUAUCAUCCCGGGGGUUCGCGGAGAUGUAUGGGUUAUGAAGGAGUAUGGAGUGACAGAAUCUUGGUCUAAAGAAUUCACCGUUCCUCAGCGAGCAAUAAAUUUUGCCCACUUCAGGCCGUUGGAGUAUGUACGAAAUGGAGAACAAUUUCUGCUAAGUGUUCGAUUACGAAAUACAAGUAGCAGCAAUGUCUUAGUUUGCUAUAAUCCAAAGCGUAAUAGGGCAGAAACUCUAAAGAUCCAUAACAGUACUGACCCGAAAUGGUUGUUUGCCUAUAUUUAUGAGGAGAGUUUAUUUUCUGCAUGCUGUAAGCAGAAUUCAGUUGGUAUUCUCCAUUUUUUGGAGGAUGAUCUAGUCAAACAAGAAGAAGCAUUGAUGUCAAAACAUGAUCACAAAAGAAGAAAGAUUGCAAGUUGA